Messenger RNA from Microplitis demolitor, 1129 nucleotides. Its product is annotated as paired mesoderm homeobox protein 2B. Gene Ontology annotation, biological process: regulation of transcription by RNA polymerase II. NCBI's taxonomy places the organism in Eukaryota, Metazoa, Arthropoda, Insecta, Hymenoptera, Braconidae. Gene Ontology annotation, molecular function: DNA-binding transcription factor activity, RNA polymerase II-specific; RNA polymerase II transcription regulatory region sequence-specific DNA binding. The coding region runs from base 1 to 996 and encodes 331 amino acids. The record is from RefSeq and is a predicted model, not a curated record. The transcript is spliced from 3 exons.
AUGGAUUAUUCGUAUUUGAACCAAGCGGCGGCAGCGGCGGCCGCGGGAUUCGAAGCAUCGAGUUGCGCUUUGGCCACUGACAUGCAAUGCGGAUACGGGGACUUGGGGUCUUGCUCCCAAAUGAGCCAAGCGGCUUAUCGGUAUACUGCCGCGAGGGCCGCUGGGUACCCGGGUAAUUCCGCGGGAGGAGGAGCCAACAGUGGGCCCACUCUAGCCGGUCACCACGCGACACAUCCUCAUGCCCAUGCGCAUCAUCCGGCCCAUGCUACUCCGUGCUCCGUAAUGGCAGCUAGGACCCAAGAUGUCCAUCGACAUGCUGCUUCUAUUUUUAAUCAGUCUAUUAAUCUUCAAAGCGGUCUUGGAUACAAAGCCUACACAGCUCAUGAUGGAUUAGCUGAAAAAAGAAAACAGCGACGGAUACGGACGACAUUUACAUCCGCCCAAUUAAAAGAACUGGAACGGGCAUUUCAGGAGACGCAUUAUCCUGAUAUUUAUACGAGAGAAGAAAUUGCUAUGAAAAUUGAUCUCACGGAAGCCAGAGUACAGGUGUGGUUCCAAAAUCGUCGAGCCAAAUUCCGGAAACAAGAACGCAUGGCUCAGCAGAAAUCAAGUAGUCAAAACUCGGUUGGUGUUGACAGUGGAGCAUCUAGUCCAAUACAAAAUAGUGUUAAGGCUGAAAGCAGGUCUCCAAGAAGUCCGGCGACACCUGUAGGUUCAAAUAGUCAUUUGUCGUCAACGGAAGUUAAGCCGUUGGCAAAUCAAAAUUUACUGAGUAUUAAACAGCAGCAGCACAGUGACUCUCACAAUGAAAAUUCAUCAAAUGGUGCCGGACGUGGUAGUGCUAGUGGAGGGGGAGGAGGAGGUGGUGGAAGUGGAAGUGGAAGUGGUAGUGGUGGAAUCGGUGCCUGGGGAUCAUGCAGUCCUCGGUCUUUUUCUACGACACUACCCCCCUAUUUACUUGAUCCUCUUCCCCUUAAAACUGCAAAUUUAUAUUGAAAAAAUUAACAAUAAUAAUAAUUAUUUAUUAAGAGAGAUCAAUGCAAUUUAAAUUUUUAUUUAAAUUACUGUCCAUUAAAUAAUUGUGUACAUAGACGGGUAUUAUUAUUUAAAAUUUUUAAAUAUUAUUGAU